Messenger RNA from Ruditapes philippinarum (Manila clam), 2864 nucleotides. Its product is annotated as intraflagellar transport protein 74 homolog. The transcript is spliced from 22 exons. Gene Ontology annotation, biological process: intraciliary transport involved in cilium assembly; cilium assembly. Gene Ontology annotation, cellular component: centrosome; intraciliary transport particle B; cilium. The record is from RefSeq and is a predicted model, not a curated record. The coding region runs from base 148 to 1932 and encodes 594 amino acids. Gene Ontology annotation, molecular function: beta-tubulin binding. Lineage: Eukaryota; Metazoa; Mollusca; Bivalvia; Venerida; Veneridae.
UCUUUUCUAAUUUCGCACUUUACGCCGGUUACGGCAACAACAACCGGAAGUUUACAAAAUAGUUGCAUUCUUUUGAAACUACCUUGCUAUCCUUUGCAUUUUUAGAUAAAUUCUUAGUUAUAAUAAAAAUAGUCACAGAAUUUUACAAUGAAUAUACCACCAGGUACAGCAGCAGGACGGCCAAAAACUGGUCAAAGGCCCAUUGGAACAGCUAUGGGAGGUCGUCAGCCAGGAACAGCAACUAGACUGACCACAGCCAUGAAUCCUGGGACUGCUCGUCCAGGUACAAGAGGAGGCCCUGCAGCUGCUGGUGGGGCAUUGGAUGCCCGGGUAACAGUGGUUGACAGACCUAUGACACAGCAAGGAUUGGGUGGUAUGAAAACAGCUGCAAAAGGUCAGAGACAAGUUCAUGACAGAACAUACUAUCUAGGACUAGUCAGGAGUAAGAUAAAUGAGUUGAAUACAGAGACAGCAAGAUUAAACAAGGAGAUCGAGAAUGUCAGUGAGGAAAAUUCCAGUUACCUUACUUAUGAAAAGAGAGCUGAGACACUUGCAAGUGAAAUAAAAGAUCUACAGGGCGAGCUUGGUGAUUAUAAUACUCUUGUUGAUAAACUGACUACAGAUGAAGAUAUUCAAGAUGUUGAAUUUGAUCUGAAUGAUCUGAGGGCUACCAAUGAAAGAGAGGCAAAGAAGAUUGAAGAUCUUUUUGAAAUUAAAAAACAGAAAGAAGACCAGAUUAAACAGAUAGAGAAUGAGCUGGAUCAGGAGAAACGUAUGGCUGAUAAUCUUGUUAAUGAUAUGGACCCAGACAUGAGGCAGAAGUACUACCGUAUUAAGGACAUGAAUGAGCAUAUGUUAAAACAACUAGAGGAUGGACAACAACAGUUAGAUGUUCUCAACUCUAGGAUGGAAGGACUUCAAGAGGAAUUGUCUAUGUCACAAGUGAAACAAGAAGCUGUAAGGUUGUAUGAGCAGUUAAAUGAAUUGGAGAUGAAGAGGGACAGUCUAAUAGAAGAGGCGAAGUCAACAACAAGUCCUGCUGAAGAGAGGGAGAAACUACUGAAACAAGUGAAAGAGGACAACGUAGAGAUAGCUAGUAUGGAAAGACAAACUAAUGAAUUCAGGGAGAAGAUGGAGUCUGUACAAGAAGAGAUUCACUCCCUUGAUAUGGACAUUGAGGAAAAUCAAGGGGAGAGAAACCAGAAAUAUAAAGAGUUAAAGAAGAGAGAAGAAACCAUGGAUGAUUUUCUUCAAACUUUUGAAGAGUCAAAGUCGCAAGAAUAUCAAAGAAUCACUGAAUUGGAGCAGAAUGUAGUGAGCCUGUUAGAACACAUCAGUAGGAAUAUGAGUAGGUUUCAAGCUCUGCCAAGCCAGAAUGAGUUAGCUGAAAUGAAGGAAGAUUUAGCUUUUAAGGAAGGAGAAAUGAAGAAAUCAGAACAUACAUCUUUGGGAUUAGCACAAGAGAAUGAGAAAUUACGUGAAGAUCUCGAGAAAGUUGAGCAGCUUGAAGACAAGAUAAAUACAGAGCUGGUGAUGCUACGUGAGAAAAUAUCCACCAUGGAAACAGAACUUGUUACAUUCCGUGACCUUGACUCACUGAAGAAAAAAUCUGAGGAGAAGAAACAGAAAUUGAUGUCUGACAGAAUAAUUUUACAAAAGAGGAAAGAGACGUUUAAACGUCAGCUUCAACAGCUCAGCUCUAAAUAUGACGGUCUUAAAGCCACGCUGAAUGACAAUGAGACUUAUUCACAGCUUGGUAACUUGGAGCGUAAAUGGCAACACCAUGAACAGAACAACUUUGUAAUGAGAGAUUUUAUUAAUGCGAAGACGAUGGAGUGUAACUACCGGCCUAUAAGUCGACGUGUGUUUAAUGGAGUCAAUGAGUACAAUUCACUUCUACAGACACAGAUGGCAAAUAAUCCGAGCAUGUGAUCUUCUGUAUAUUAAAAUUGACAUUCAAAACUUCUACAGAUCUGACAUUCAGAUCUAGACUCCAACAUUGACAUUCAAAAUAUAUGUACUUUAUUUGUGUAAAAAAGUGAAAAGAUGCAUAAUUUAUCAUUAUCUGUGUAAGGAAGUGUCAGCUAACAAUACAAAUGUUAUAAUACAAUACAAAUUGUUGGAUAAUAAUACAAAUGUAUAAAUAUCUAUGAAUAAUUGUUGUAAAAUUUUGUUAGAACUAUGAUGCAGUUUGUAAUGUUUUAUCACAGUGAUAGUUUAUUCUAUUGUAUUAAUUCUAAUGGGACCAAUUAAUUUUUAUAUGUAUACAUGUAUGUAAAGUGGUAAAAAAACAUAAGAUCUGAUGAAAAUGGCAGGCAGACUAAAAUAACAUUUACGAUAUUUCUUAUAAAUUAUUAAAAUACAUUUUUGCCAUUCUUUUCAAUUCUGAUUUUGCUAAAUAUUUGGCUUUAAUUGUGUAAAAUUAUGGUACAUUGUAUAUUACAGUGUACAAAAUGUUUAAAUUUGAUUUUGUACAAAUCGCGUAAUUUCUAUUAUCUCCCUUUUCUUUUUGUUCUUUAACCAACAUUAAAUAAUUCGUACAGCAAGAAGUAGGGAUAAAUGUUUGUAUUUGUAUCUUUGUACUUUCAUCUUAAAGAGACUUAAAGAGAGGUAAUUUGAUUUUUAUAUAGGCAAAAAUGAGUUUUAACCACAUUUUUUGGUUCACAAUGUGCUUAAGACUAUUUUGUUAAGUAAGUUGUUAUAUUGUACAGUCGAUUUUGUUGAUAAGCUGACAUGAUGUCAACUUUAUAUCUGAUUACCGUCCAUUUAUUUAUUUAUAUUAGAUCUGUGAUUUAUGAUGUUUAUUUUAUUGCUACAGUAGACAAUUUUCUCUUUAUCUUCUGAAAUAAACAUUAUUAAAGAUA